Molecule: messenger RNA, 2492 nt
Organism: Nanorana parkeri
Lineage: Eukaryota; Metazoa; Chordata; Amphibia; Anura; Dicroglossidae
Gene: NOC3L
Product: NOC3 like DNA replication regulator
Exons: 21
Coding region: 70-2463 (797 amino acids)
Biological process (GO): DNA replication initiation
Cellular component (GO): nucleolus
Molecular function (GO): chromatin binding
Source: RefSeq, a predicted model, not a curated record
UGGAGUGUCUGUGGUCACUUCCUGUAGUCACACGUGUGGAACAGAGCGGAGCUGUACAGAGAUUACACCAUGAAGCCGAGGAGACAUCGGAAACAAGCGCCCAGCUUUCGCAAGCUGCUGAAGACCAGCAAACUCAAACUUGAAAAUAAGUUAAAGAACAAGCAGUAUAAACAGGAGAGCUCUGCAAAGAAACACAGGAAAGAGCAGAAGAAGCUGCGGGAGGCUGUGCGGGAUGUCAGCUCCAAAAGACCUGUACUCCUGGAUGUUGUGAAGAAGAAGCCAGCCAUUGAAGAAAAUGAGCUGGAUGAAGAGUCCCUCCCCCUGGACAUGAUAGAUGAAGAUGACCUGCAGCUUAUGCGGGAGAUGGCUCAGAGAGCUUCAUUCCUGACCAGAGACCUUUCCGACAGUCAACCAGUUCAUGCCACAAAAAGAAAAGGGGAUAAUGUGAUUGAGAAGUAUGAGAAGAUGCCCAGACGUAUGAAGACUGAACCUGAAAAAGAACUCAUUCACCUGCUGCCCAUUAAAGACAAAAGGGGCAUUAUUCCCCAAAGCAAAGAAAAGCCAGUUGUACAUUCUGAGGAGGAAGAUGAGGGCCAGGAAGCGCUAAUGGAGGUGCAAGGAAAUGAAGGUGUGCCAGAAGAACCACUUCAUUUGAUGAGUACAGAAGAGCUGAUACAGCAUAGAAGAGAAAAGCUGGAAGAGAAGAAGGUUCACAUUGCGACCUUGGCCUCCUCUAUACUUGCAGAUCCAGAGAACAGUAUUAGAAAGCUGAAGGAACUGCGUGCUAUGCUAAUGGAACAGGAUUCUACAGUAGCAGUGACUGUCCGAAAGCUGGUGUUGCUCUCAUUGAUGGAAAUAUUUAAAGAUCUUGCUCCUGCCUAUAAGAUACGUCCACUGACAGAGGAGGAAAAGACUGCAAGGGUCAAGAAGGACACCCAAAGACUCAGAGAAUUUGAAGAAGGUUUAGUAAGUCAGUACAAAUUUUAUCUGGAAAAUCUGGAGCAAACAAUAAAGGAUUGGAAACAAAUGAAAACCAAGAAGAGCGAGGUGGUGUCAUUAAAGGCGUACAGAGGACUGGCAGAGGUGGCAGUGAUGUGCUUGUGUGAGCUCAUGAUCUCCCUUUCCCACUUCAAUUUUCACAACAACAUCAUCGUCCUUGUAGUACCGCUCAUUGAUGACAAGUGUAAGAAGAUUGCCGAUGUGUGCAUUGAGGCAGUGAAAAAGCUUUUCAGACAGGAUAAAUUUGGCCAUGCUUCUUUGGCAGCAGUGAAGGUGAUUUCAGGAUUGGUGAAGAGCAAGAAUUAUGACGUGCGUCCAGAGGUGCUGAACAUCUUGCUUCAUCUAAGAAUUAAAGAGGUGGAACUGAAAAAGGAUGCAGAUGACAUUGCCCCCAAGCAGAAAUUAAUGUCCUACAAAGACAAGAGGAAGAAUUUGUCUAGAAUGCAAAGAAAGUGGAGGAAAGCUGAAGAAAAACUAGAACGAGAACUCCUUGAAGCUGAAGCCUCAGAAAGCAAAGAAAAGAAAUUAAAACUGCAUACAGAAACAUUGAACAUUGUUUUCUUAACCUACUUCAGAAUACUGAAGAGAGCACAAAAAUCUGUUCUCCUUCCUGCUGUCUUGGAAGGUCUGGCAAAGUUUGCACAUCUGAUAAAUAUAGAAUUUUUUGAUGACCUUCUGGUUGUUCUUCAUAAACUCAUUGAUUCUGGUGAUCUCAGCUACAGGGAGAGCCUACACUGUGUUCAGACGGCUUUCAAUGUCCUUUCUGGUCAAGGUGAUGUACUCAACAUUGACCCUCUGAAAUUUUACAGUCACCUGUACAAGACACUCUAUGGGCUCCAUGCAGGUUGUACAAAUGACGAUACACUCAUUGCACUCCAGUGUCUGGAACUGAUGCUGACAAAACGUAGAAAACAAGUUUCCCAUCAGAGAGCCCUGGCCUUUGUAAAAAGACUUUCUACUCUGGCGCUGCACGUACUGCCCAAUUCAUCCAUUGGCAUCCUGUCCACCAACAGAGGGCUCCUGCAAACAUUCCCAAAGACAGACAUUCUGUUAGACAAUGAAUCCCAGGGAAGUGGACUUUAUCUACCAGAGCUUGAUGAGCCAGAAUACUGCAAUGCACAGAGUUCGGCACUGUGGGAGCUGCACUGCUUACAGAGACAUUUCCAUCCUGUUGUUCGGAUAUUUGCAGCUCAUCUUUGUGCUGGGGCUCCAUCAGAAGGUUCAGCAGCUCUGGGAUCCUCCUAUAGCCGCAGGUCUGCCACAGAUUUAUUUCAUGAUUACAGUAUAAAUGGAAUGACCUUCAAUCCUCCAGUUCCGGAUUCCGUCCCCAAGAUAAAGUUCAAGGGUAAAAGUAGAACCCAUGAGCUUAAAGAGGACUUACAGGAGCUCAUUGAGAAGCAUCUCAGCAAAGCAUCUUCCGUACAGCCGAAUUUUGCAUCCGUAGUAAAAGGGCAGAGCACAUAAAUCUGAUCAGAAUGGGAAGCGGAAGGGAC